AUGGGUCAAGCGUUGAUAGUGAAGUACCAACAGUGCAGCAUGAAGGAGAGUCUGACCCAGGCAUCUCAGAGCACCUUGGUUGUGUCCGGUGCUCCAAAUGAUUCAAAUUUGAACGAGCAUCUGGUGGCAAUGCCGACUGUGGCGCUAAACGAGCAUCUGGUGGCGACGCCGACUGUGACACCAACUGUGACACCUCCACAGAAGUUUCAAAUCCCAUGGCAGAAGUUCCCAGUUACGUUGAUGAAUGCACUGAAGGAGAAGAAGAGACCACUACCAAAAGACAGAAGACACAUGAUCCGGAUCAUCAUGGAAGACAUGAUGGCUACUGACACCAGACCAGGCAGAAGCAAGUUGAAGCAGGUUGCACAACAGCUGGUUGAGAGAUAUCCUGAUUCCUUCUUGGACAAAUGUGGCAUAAAUGUUGUGGGUCAAGGUUUUGCAUCCCUUGUAAUGCAAAUGGAGAACAGGGUUGAGAAUGUCAGAAGACAGUAUGCUUUUAGCACAUCCCAUGAUGAGAGGCCCAAGAAAAAAUGCAGAGCUUCUGACCGUUAUGGUUGUACUCAAUGGCAACCUGAGUCACUGAAUGACUUUAACAGCCAUGAGGGUAAAAAGAAAAUGCUACAAGAUGCCUUUAAAGAAAACCUUCUCCCUCAGAGUGACAUUAAAAGACUGAUGUCUGAAACAUAUUAUGCCCAGCGCAUCACUCUGAAUAGUGAGGAAAAUAUUAUCAAAGUCAUGGAAGAAUGGCCUUACCUCUUCAACACCACCCAUCUGCUCGACCACACAGAGAAACUAAUGGGAUUUCCUGUCCAAACCAAAUUGCUGAACCAAAUUCAGGAGAAGGGCGAGAUCAUCACUGAGUUUCUUGGUAGCAAAGGAAUCAAAGGAGUUACUACAGACCCAUUGAAACUCCUCCAGGGUCUAGUGAAGUACCUCUCAGAGGAGCAAAAGGUGCUUUUAAUAAAUGAAGAAGAUGCCUUAGCAGAGCUGCCAAGCACCCCGUGUAUCAUAGUUAUGGAUGAAGGAAGAUACAAGAUGUCAGUGGAUGAAGUCCCAGUUAACAUAAUCGGCUGUCCACUAGUUGCUGUGAGCUAUAUGUUCAGCCUGUAUUAUGUGCUGAAUAUAAAGUAUCCAACGGGAGCAGCCUUGACUCUGGAGUUCAUCCAGAGGUGCCUGCUGGGGAUAAACCCAGAACGGGGCACGAAAGCAGAAAAGCGGGGGAAACAGUACAACAUCCCUCCAAAACUGCUUCGAUUCCUGUCGGACCUUAAUGACUUCAAGAAUCUGUGGAAGAUUUAAAGGUAAUUGCACACA
This is a messenger RNA of Etheostoma spectabile (orangethroat darter), 1314 nucleotides long. RefSeq lists its product as uncharacterized. The coding region runs from base 1 to 1299 and encodes 432 amino acids. The record is from RefSeq and is a predicted model, not a curated record. The transcript is spliced from 5 exons. NCBI's taxonomy places the organism in Eukaryota, Metazoa, Chordata, Actinopteri, Perciformes, Percidae.